This is a messenger RNA of Scatophagus argus, 2748 nucleotides long. It is a transcript of the gene ptger4b, whose product is annotated as prostaglandin E receptor 4 (subtype EP4) b. The coding region runs from base 477 to 1805 and encodes 442 amino acids. Gene Ontology annotation, cellular component: plasma membrane. The transcript is spliced from 2 exons. Gene Ontology annotation, biological process: inflammatory response; positive regulation of cytosolic calcium ion concentration; adenylate cyclase-activating G protein-coupled receptor signaling pathway. Lineage: Eukaryota; Metazoa; Chordata; Actinopteri; Scatophagidae. Gene Ontology annotation, molecular function: prostaglandin E receptor activity. The record is from RefSeq and is a predicted model, not a curated record.
CUCCACCUCCACGUCGCUGCAGUUGCGCGCAGAUUUCAGUGAUGAUAACGAAGUGAAACGGGGACCACAAACUCGUGCACAGCUCGGCGUCUUUGUGGCAGGUGCGCCCCCCGCUGAGUGCCUCAAACAGCUCACUGGCUAAAUGAAAUGCAGAGGAGGAGCUGCCGUCAGUGGGCCAAGAAGAAACUUCCCUGUCAGUUGAGAGUGUGACAACAACGUGGAGCGCGCCUCGCGGAGCGCAGCAUCAAACCCGAACCGGAGAAAGUACAUUUAUCCUGCGGAUCGCUCGCGUUUUCAUCAAGAACUCCGGAGGAUCGUGGGGCUUAAGUGCGUGCGUAAAAGAGACAUUUGGAAAGCAUGGAUUUGCUUUUAGUUGGAGAUCCUGGUGAAAGCUCAUUGAUGGAAAGUGUCACUACCUCGGACGCGAGGAGGGAAAAUCUGCUUAGUGUGAAACAGUGAACGAAGUCCCUGCAGGUAUGAAUUCCACGGAAGAAACGGGGGGAUUUAAACCCCCCACCAUCCCAGCGAUUAUGUUCAUUUUCGGGGUGGUGGGAAAUGUGAUUGCCAUAGUGGUUCUGCGGAUUUCGCGGAAGGAACAAAAAGAGACGACUUUUUACACUCUUGUGUGUGGCCUGGCGGUGACAGACCUCCUGGGAACCCUGCUGGCCAGUCCUGUCACCAUCGCCACCUACAUGAAGGGGUCGUGGCCCGGCGGGGAGCCUCUGUGCCAGUACUCUGGCUUCAUCCUGCUCUUCUUCUUCUUGGUCCAGCUCAGCAUUGUGUUCGCGAUGUCAGUGGAGAGAUACCUGGCGAUAAACCAUGCUUAUUUCUACAACGAGUACGUCAACCAGAGACUCGCCGCGCUGACACUUUUGUCCAUUUACAUCUCCAACAUCGUGUUUUGCGCGCUGCCCAGCAUGGGGCUCGGCCAGGUGAAGCGCCAGAACCCGGGGACCUGGUGUUUCAUCGACUGGCAGAACAACAACACAACAGUGGCGACUUUUAAUCUGAUGUACGCAGGCGUGAAUUCAGUCAUCGUGCUGGCCACUGUCAUAUGCAACGUGAUGGUGUGCGGGGCUCUGAUCCUGAUGCACAAGCGCUUCAUCCGCCGCACGUCUUUGGGCACAGACCAGCGGCGCAUCGCGGAGCUCAGACGCAGACGGAGCUUCGGACGCUUAGCCGGAGCAGAGAUCCAGAUGGUCAUCCUGCUUAUAGCAACCUCCGUUGUGGUUCUCAUCUGCUCCAUACCUUUAGUGCUGAGGAUCUUUGUGAAUCACCUGUACAGAAACGAGGGAGAAGAGUCUUUCACGUUGAAUAAGGACCUGCUGGCCAUACGUAUGGCCUCUGUCAACCCCAUCUUAGACCCUUGGAUCUACAUCCUGCUCAGAAAGACAGUGGUCCUCAAACUGAUGGAGAAAAUUAAGUGUCUCUUCUGCAAAAUGGGCGGACGAGGGCGAAGGAAUGGCACGCAGUUCCGCUGUGCCGACGGCCACCUCUCCUCCUCCAUCAUCUCCCGGGACUCUCCUUCACUUGUGUCACGUGGGCUCCAGGAAAUGAUGACCACCUCGCAGACCUCCCUGUACCCGUCUGAGGGAAACCCCAGGAGGUCUUUUCAAGCAGGACCGCAGUGUGGCUCCAGCCCACCAGCUGCACAGAUGUUACAGAGCCCCCAGAAGGACAACAGGUCUCACAGGGGGCUUUCACAGACUGAUUUAGAGGACGCAGCAGCGGGCAGGCCCAAGGAUCCAGCUCUACAUGUGACCUUCACAGACGAGAGUGCAAACACACAGGAGAAAUGCAUAUGAGAAUGAAGAGCAGAAGGCUGGACAAUCGUCCAUUAAUCUGUAGAUAAUAUCUAGUGGACUGAAAAGGAUGUUUGACAGACGUAUUACUGAACUCCCAUUAUACAUGUGUUACUCCUCAGUCAUAACUUACACCAUAUCACUUAAUACACUUCAAUAGAAUCACCGCAGUUACACCGACAACGUGAUGGGGGAGCUCUUAGUUGCACUUUUUGAAUUUUAAAACCACUACUAGGUUGGUUGGUAGGUUGUUAGAAAUGUUUUGUUUCAUGACAACCUGCACACGGACUGUAAAGAAUUCAUGCCAAAAUGUGAACAGUGUUCCAUGGUGUUAAUUUAUUCUAAGUAUGAAACUGUACAUUAUUGUCUUCUCUGUGAGAAGGAGUCGUUUUAAAUCGGUGCAAGGUGAACACUCGGUACAUAUGGAAACAUUUGCAAAUGAUUUGUUCAAAGUGGCCGACGGAGCAGCUAAGAGAUCAAAGCCAGAAUCACAGCAUCCCCCUGCAUUUCAUCCUGAAAGGCAGCUAUACUGUGGCCUUUUCACCAUGCAGGCACUGGGAAGAUGUUAGGAGCUCUUCAAAAAACAAGUGUUUACUCUUUACAGCCCAUUACUUCUUAAGGAUUAAUCAGACUUCAUCUUCUUUCACCUUAACCUAACAAGCAACCCGCCAUCUAAUAAAUCUUUAAAUGCGAACAAAGAAGGGGCAUGAAAAUUGGGAAGACAUUAUUUUGUUUCCAGUCUUUGCCUUUCCUUACAAUGAUUUUCCUGGCAAGACUUUGUUUAAUGGUUCUUCUAAAGAUUCAGAUCGUGUUCAUAUUUCAGUGUUUUUGUUUGUAGCAACAGUUGGUGUCAAGGUUACCACAAAAGGCUGACUGUUUUUGUCAAAAUGCUAAUGUUGUACCAAUCUCAUAAACUAAAAAUAAAAACUGUUAAAUAUUCACAUAA